Molecule: messenger RNA, 3859 nt
Organism: Gorilla gorilla gorilla (western lowland gorilla)
Lineage: Eukaryota; Metazoa; Chordata; Mammalia; Primates; Hominidae
Gene: FXYD5
Product: FXYD domain containing ion transport regulator 5
Exons: 8
Coding region: 166-750 (194 amino acids)
Biological process (GO): regulation of sodium ion transmembrane transporter activity
Cellular component (GO): membrane
Molecular function (GO): sodium channel regulator activity
Source: RefSeq, a predicted model, not a curated record
CCCGCCCGCUCGCGCUCCCCUGGCCACACCCUCCGCCUGGACGCAGCAGCCACCGCCGCGUCCCUCUCCCCACGAGGCUGCCGGCUUAGGACCCCCAGCUCCGACGUAAGUCCCUCUCGCGCGCCACCUCCAUCCGCUGCCCCUCUGCCCACGGGCCGGGCUCAGAUGUCGCCCUCUGGUCGCCUGUGUCUUCUCACCAUCGUUGGCCUGAUUCUCCCCACCAGAGGACAGACGUUGAAAGAUACCACGUCCAGUUCUUCAGCAGACUCAACUAUCGUGGACAUUCAGGUCCCGACACGAGCCCCAGAUGCAGUCUACACAGAACUCCAGCCCACCUCUCCAACCCCAACCUGGCCUGCUGAUGAAACACCACAACCCCAGACCCAGACCCAGCGACUGGAAGGAACGGAUGGGCCUCUAGUGACAGAUCCAGAGACACACAAGAGCACCAAAGCAGCUCAUCCCACUGAUGACACCACGACGCUCUCUGAGAGACCAUCCCCAAGCAUAGACGUCCAGACAGACCCCCAGACCCUCAAGCCAUCUGGUUUUCAUGAGGAUGACCCCUUCUUCUAUGAUGAACACACCCUCCGGAAACGGGGGCUAUUGGUCGCAGCUGUGCUGUUCAUCACAGGCAUCAUCAUCCUCACCAGUGAGAACUGGGGUUGGGUGGGAAGGGCACCAAGACCAGGAGGGGGACUUAUGACUGAGGGCUGGGUUCUCAAAGGUCCCUGGGCAAUUUUGUUUUAAAUGAGGUAUCUAUUAGCUGCAUAUCCAUACAAACCACCACAGAAUUCAGUGGUUUAAAAUAAUGACCAUUUAUUGAGCUCUCAAUACCACAGUUUGGAAACAUAGGUUGGGCUCAGCUGGGUGAUUCUUCUGGUCUCAACUGGAUUUACUCUUGCAUCUGAGUUCAGUUGUGGGUCAGCAGGAAACUUUGUUUCUGGGGUGCCUUGGCUCUUUUCCACAUCAUCUUAUCCUUCACUAAGCUAGCCUGGGCUUGUUCGCAUGGUGGUGGUAAGGAUCUAAGAUAGAGUGAAUGCAUGCAGGCUCAGAACUGGCCAUUAUCACUUCUGCCUCAUUCCAUAGGUCAAAGCAAGUCAUGAGGCUGGGUUUCAUUCAAGGAAAUAGACUCCACCUCUUGAUGGAAAGACAGGCAAAGUCACAUGGCAAAGGACAUGGAUACUGACAGGGAGGGGUAGAGACUAAGGGCCGUUUGGCAGUCAGCAUACCACCCCAGCAGUCACAAGCCCACUGCACCCAGGCCUGGCAGGGAACAAGGGCUGAAAAAGGCUGUGUCAGGAGGAGAUAACUGAGGAUUAAAUGCCUCAUGGAACAACCCCACCCACUCAAUCCAGCAAGAAUAGAGGCUUGAAGCAACCAGAGUAACUACUCUUUUAAGAGCUUAAUGUUUCUGUAAAAUCUUUUGGUACUCAAAUGUUGACAGCUGUGUUGAUCAGGGUCAUGGCAGGUGGCAGAAGGACCUGCAAAGGAUUAACUGGAGAAAGUUUAAUAGAGUGAUAUCUCUGGAGGUACAGGCAGGGUAAUGAGAUGGUGCAGUGCCCUAGGACUAGCAAGGAUGGGGACCUGUUAUCCCCCAGCCUGAGGGACGAGAGGAGGCACUGGCUUUGCAGGAGGCCUGGUGAGAGAUGGAACUGGAGGUGGGGCUGCUGGCAGGAGCUGUGGCCUCAGAAAGAGGGUUCCAGCCACUGCCUCACUUGUGACCAAACCAGGAGGGAGCAGGGGCGGUGGGGAUUAGAUACCUAAACCUCCCUCUCCUCCCACCCCCCUGUCUCCUGCCAAUGCUUAACCAGAGGGCAAGGGGCCCAGGGCCCAAUGCAGGGAGAGGAAGUUGUGGGGAAAGGCAGAAUAACAAGCAGAGAAACUAAUUUUUAAAAAAGGUUUUUAAAAUGUUGUGGGUGAAAUAAAACACGAGCUAUCAGUUAAUCUGUAUAACCAAUGCCAAGUUUCAUUACCUCUCUUGUCCAACUUCCUCAUCAAGAAAAUGAACAUACCCACAUCUUUUUUUGCCUUAAGGGGAGAGGCAGAAUUCUAACAAUCAUAAGACAUGAUUCCUGAUGUGUGCAUGAUCCCCACUGAAUCUGAGAGUCAAGCACUGUUGCCUCGGUCAUACAACAUGUAUGUGUUGAUCCUGACUUUGCACCAGGCCCUAUUCUCACCCCAGUGGCGAAGUUAAGGCUCAGAGAGUUAAGGAGUUUGCCUGAGGUCACACAGCACAGAAGAGUCAGUAAAUUCAUUUGCUGGUGGGACACGGUGGCUCAGUCCUGUAAUCCCAGUACUUUGGGAGGCCAAGGUGGGAGGAUGGCUUGAGCCCAGGGGUUCAAGACCAGCAUGGGCAAAAUAGCAAGACCCUGUCUCUACACAAAUAAUUUUUUUUAAUUAAAAAAAAAAAAGAAUCGGUGAAGGAUUGGACCCAGGUUUGUGUGAGAGCGGAGCCUGAACGUUAGCUCUGGGGCCAUGUAUUUUUCCAACAGCAAAUAUUUGUGGGCACCUAGUCUGUGCCAGACCUAUGCUGGGUGAUGCUGGGGGCAUGGUGGUGACAAGCAGCCCUGGUCCCUGUCCUCAGGAGCUCACAUCUGGUCGAAGAUGAUAAGCAAAUAAAUGCAUGAAUGAGUGGAUACAGAGAAAGAUAUUUGCCAAAUAAAGCAGAGUGACAGGGAAGAGAGGGGUGGGGAGAGAAGCCCUCCCUGGAGUGGUGAAACUGGAACUGGUCCCUGAUGAUGAGAUGAAUCACCAGGUAGAGAGAGCAGCAAGUGCCAAGCCCUGGAGGCAGGAAUGAGCUGCGCCCAUUGCUAUAGCAGCAGAGGAGGCAAAGUAGCCAGGACAGGGUAGGUUGGGGGAGAGGAGAAGACGAGGCCAGAGAGCUGAGGGGCUGGAGGAGGCAAGGGUGGCAGGUGUUUUCUAAAGUACCCUUGGCUUCUAAGUUCCCCCUCCCUCACUCUGGAGCAGCCACAGAUGAGUCUCUGGAACCCAUCUGUGUCCUCCUACCUCAAGGCCUUUGCGCUGCUGUUCCCUCUGCCUGUAACACCCUUCCUCCAGGUGUCUCCCUUACCUCCUUCAGACUUUUGUUCAAAUGUCACCUCCUUGGCGGGCCACAGUGGUUCACGUAUGUAAUCCCAGGACUUUGGGAGGCUGAGGCAGGUGGAUCCCUUGAGGCCAGGAGUUCAAGACCAGCUUGGCCAACAUGGUGAAACCCUGUCUCUACUAAAAAUACAAAAAUUAGCUGGGCUUGGUGGCACAUGCCUGUCAUCCCAGCUACUCGGGAGGCUGAGGCGGGAGAAUCGCUUGAAUCCAGGAGGUGGAGGUUGCAGUGAGCUGAGAUUGUGCCACUGCAUUCCAGCCUGGGUGACACAGCAAGACUCUGUCUCAAAAAAAAAAAAAAAGUAACCUCCUCAUUGAAGCCCCAGUAGCCAUCCCUGUGAGGAUGAGCCCAGCUCCUGGGCCUUAUUUCCCUUUGUAGGACUUAACACCCUCCCACUUAGCACCUUCAUACAUUUGAUUUUGUAAUUUUUCUCCUUGUUGGUCUUUCCCCAUAGAAAGACAACUCUGCCAGGGCAGGGAUUUUUUUCUCUGUCCUCAACUGUGUUCUUAGUGCCUGAAUGAAUGAAUAAGUGAGAUACAAAAUAAUGGGAGUUUCCAAACGGCUCAUCUGUGAGCCUGUGUGGGAAGGGCCUCUCGCAGGGCCCCAGCACUGGCUGUUCUCGGUGUGUUUCUCCAUCAUUUGUUUAUGGAGUUGCCUUUGAGUUUCCCGAGGGGCAGGGUUGAUCAACCUGGUUCCCCAGCCCCAGAACACACGAUAACAAUCAAUAUCACUCUAGCUCGUGACUGAACCAUUUCC